AUCAAUUCGAAGAAUUCAGCAUCUCUUACCUGUAACCGAAAGACUUGUUCCGCUUUCCUUUAGCAACAAAAACAUCUUUGGUGCAUUAUCCCUUUAUUAUCAAGACAAGACCAUGUCUGGAUUUCACGGAUAUCUAGACGAAAUGGCAAAGUUGGAAGUCGGAAACUCUUCUUGCCCUGUAUUUACAAGUUCGGAUGUUUUGGCUCAAUCAACCGUUGCUGCCGAAUCCGUGGCUGCUUCCUUUGCAUUGCUCUUUUACUUUCUUGUGCUCCUAAUAACGGGUGUUUCGGUGACAGAACGAUGUCGAAAGCUUCUUUCACUCGAGACGACAUCGAUCUUUUUCCUCGUUGGUGCAAUCAUGGUCUCCGUUAACAUCUUCACAAAUGAGAACGAUAUCGAAAUCAAGAUGUACUAUCGCAUCGCUACAGGCUCUGGUAUCGGAAUUGUGUACAUGUUGAUCGGAGCGCUCGUGUUUUUUGAGAGGCCUCGUGGUUGUACGACUGAAUGCCGACCGCUUCAUAGACAGCCUUGUACUACACACCCCAGACCUCCGAUGACACUCGCAACGCAACAGCCGUCCAUGGGACUUGUAGUGUCCGGUAUUACGGCGCCUCUACUGAUUAUCGAGCUGUUUUUGGUCCUAGGUACCCAGACCAAGACAGGACAAGAGUCACAGAGUUAUCUCAAGUUCUUGGGCAUAAUUAUUGCAGAUAAGAGUAUCUACUUGAUCCAAAAGUUCAUUCAAGUUACUGUUUAUGUCUUCAUCCGUAAUAGGACAAUCAGACAGCAUUAUGUAGAAAAUGCACAAUUCUUUUUUAAGGUCCUAGCAUUCUUCAAUGUUGCUGAGUGGUUGGACAGCUUGGUUAACUUUGACAGUGACCUCCAACUCAGUAAGGCACAGCAAGUGUACGGAGCCCCGUUUGAGAUAAUAUCCACACUCUACCAAGCCCUAGUCAUUGACUAUCGCUUGCUCUGCGCCCUGCUUUUCCUUGAACACGCACUAGAAGCAAACAAUGAGCACCCAGAUCCGCCUCAGGAAAAUGAAGUUUACGUCGACACAAGUUUGACUCCUGCUGAGAAUAUAGGCCCAGAGAUUGUCAUUGUAACCAUGACGGCAGAAGAACGGCAAAACAGGACUGUUGGAUAUGUGUUGGGGUCCCUGUGUAUUUUUGCCCAGUUCCUUUGCCUUGGGGGAUAUUUGGCAGCACUGAAUGUGGGGGCCUGGAUCCAUGUGUUUUCCCCUGUGGUUGAUUUGUUUCUCAUUGUGUGUGGGGUGCUGCUGUUUCGGUUUAAUGACAUCAAGGCGCAGGGGAAGAAGCAUUAUGCAGGAAUGAUCACCAUGGUCUGCUGCCUUGGCGCGAUUGGCCUGACAGACUACAUCAUGAAGGCCACCCUAUCGGGUUUCUGGUCAUUAAACGAAGCCACCUUACAGCAAAAGCCGUAUUUUGGAUGGAUCUCCUGUAAGUUUGCCGUCCGAGGGGUGUUCACAGCGUUCUUGAUGUUUCUCUUCGCAAUAGUCAGCGCGGGAGAUCUAACAAAAGAUGACAACACAAACAAGGCCAACUAUUUCCUUGUUCCGUGUUUAAUGUUGGGAAUUUUCUCGGAGUUUGUCGGAUCGGCUAUUGAUCAGUACGUCGGCCUUUUGGAUGUAAAGCUGAGAUGCGAGAUCAAAGAGGCAAGCCUGGCAGUGCUUUUCGAAGCAGGGCCUCCGAUGCAUCUUGGGUUCUGCCUGCACGUUUUCUUGUGCUUCCUGAUGCUGCAAAGGAAACUGACGCGAGCCAAGGUCAUUAGGCGUAGGGUGGACGAGACCACGCCCCUAAUAGCCCCGACACAGGGCCAUUCAGGUAGAUCGUCCGUGAUAUAGCGCAUAACAGACGGCCAUCGAAUCCUUCGAGUCCUUUUAUUUUAUUUUAUUAUAUAAAAAUAAUAUAAGGUCCUUAUAUAUUACUUACAUAUUGGAAGGAACACGUAAUCCAUGUAAACAUGGACAUCGCGACACAGCUAUUUACGCCUUCAUUUUUCUUCGAAUUUAUUCGCUUUUAGAAACAACACAAAAACCGAAAACUGUUGUAAAAAAGAAAACCGUCAAAUACUCGAAAGUAUGAGCAGGCAAAAAAAGCUACAAACAUCGCAUAUAUUAUUGCGCGCGAAAAUAUAUCAGGAGUGUGGAAAGUAUUAUACUAGGCAAACUACAUUUCUAAAAUUACAUGAGUAGAACUCAGUAGAAUUCUUUGAUUAUAAAAUAAACUUUUUUAGCUAAACUGGAGCUACGAUGCGACUUUUUACCAUAUCAACCCAUGAACGAUGAUUUUGUCUAAGGGCAUGCUCGAAGAUCCAGCGUACUUUGCGUGCGCUCCCAAAGGUGAGACCGCAAAGUUCGCUGGAUCUUCGGGCAUGGUCUAAAUGUAGUCGCUCUAUCUCUUAUCGAAUGACAUGCUUUUAAGCACUCUGUUCUAAUAAUUAAGAUAAAGCCUUUAUUUAAAAUCAGUGUAAGAAAGCUAAGCUACAUUAACAUGUGCCCCUACCUAAAAUUUAUCAUAUUUACAAAUAUAAAUAAAAAAAAGCUAUUUUGUCAAA
Molecule: messenger RNA, 2577 nt
Organism: Nematostella vectensis (starlet sea anemone)
Lineage: Eukaryota; Metazoa; Cnidaria; Anthozoa; Actiniaria; Edwardsiidae
Exons: 5
Coding region: 113-1864 (583 amino acids)
Source: RefSeq, a predicted model, not a curated record